This is a messenger RNA of Aspergillus caelatus, 1234 nucleotides long. RefSeq lists its product as uncharacterized. The transcript is spliced from 7 exons. Bases 115 to 1113 code for a protein of 332 amino acids. The record is from RefSeq and is a predicted model, not a curated record. NCBI's taxonomy places the organism in Eukaryota, Fungi, Ascomycota, Eurotiomycetes, Eurotiales, Aspergillaceae.
UGUGCUUCUCGCACUUUGAAAUGAAGGCAACAUGAAUCUUCCGUGCAAUCACAGUGAUUGGGGUUUCCACCAGAAAUCCCCGACGGUGACGGUGGAGGGUUCAUACAGGCUGUGAUGGACGAUCCUCAGCCAUGGCUACAAACAGCGAAUCGAGUGCUCAUCGGGGUCGGUUUGGCUAUUAACACUCCUCUUCUGGUAAUGCGAAUCUAUACUAAGAUUCGUCUAAUGAGAAAAUUUUGGUGGGAUGACGUAUGCUUGAUUCUUGCUUGGAUGUUUUCUCUAGGGACGCAAGCGGUCAUUCUAUAUGGGUUCGGACAUGCAGGCUAUGGCAUCCAUGCUUCGCAACUCCCGCUGUCAGUGUUGAGCACGUAUCGCAAGUGUAUGCUGGCGGCAUCGACUAUAUACGUUCCCGCUCUCGCCUUUGCGAAGCUCGCCUUGCUUAUGCUCUAUUAUCGACUCCUACAGGCGACGCACCCACGAUACAUAUACGCGAUAUAUGCGGUCGGCUUCAUCAUUGCAAGCUAUAGCAUUGCACUUUCCUUAGCGUUGAUCUUCGGCUGCAGCCCUAUUCAAAAGAGCUGGGACGUGACUGUGACAGGCUCCUGCAUCAACAUAAGCGGAGUUUAUCUUGCAACUGCUAUCACGAACACGAUCAGUGAUGUUACAUUGAUGCUGCUUCCGAUCCCCAUUGUAUGGGGUCUCCGGCUACCUGUCAUCCAGAAAAUAGGAGUGCUCUGCAUGUUUGGUGUUGGAUUUUUAACCACCAGUAUAAGUAUCGUUCGCUUAGCAACGCUGAUGCCUCUGGUCACGUCGCAAGAUCAGACGCAUGAUAUCGCUUUAGCAGCUAUCUUCAUCAAUAUUGAAGCCAACACCAUUAUCAUAUGCGGUUCUUUCCCCUAUUUACGUCAAUUCCUGCGAUACCAUGCUCCGCGGUGGAUCGAUUAUAGCCUGAGCUCGCGACGGAAAUACUCCUCGACAGAGUCGCCAUCGGCUCCCGUGCGGAAGCCUGGUCUCACUCAACUCCAGGAUGAUAUUGAAAGGGCGGUCAAUCAUACGGAUGGGAUGGCGAGCGUGGAAGGAAAUAUCGAACGGGGACCCAGAGAAGUACUAUAGCAUUCGUUCGAGUGCAUAAAAACGUACGGUCUAGCUGGGUUCAGAAGUACUACUCGCAGAUUUCUAAUAGCGUAGGGGACGUUGAUAUUGGGGGAAAUAGUUUUCGGGCAUCUAUUUUAAU